Molecule: messenger RNA, 570 nt
Organism: Andrographis paniculata
Lineage: Eukaryota; Viridiplantae; Streptophyta; Magnoliopsida; Lamiales; Acanthaceae
Exons: 2
Coding region: 1-570 (189 amino acids)
Source: RefSeq, a predicted model, not a curated record
AUGGAAAAGAAGAAUGAUCGAAACAGCCAUACUUGCGAUGCUCCAAGCGGAUGCCAUUCCAACACCAGAUGCCAAAUUGAGAAGAAUAGCUCCUCGAAGAACAAGAAUUCUCCAGAUCAUGAUGAUGGAACCAGCAGAUCCACAACAAGAGAGUGGACAAGGACCUUGGCAGGCAAAUUGUACGAGGAACGGCGGAGUGUGGAUGGAGGUGAAGGGAUGGACUUGUUGUGGGAGACUUACGAACGGGAGUCGAUGAAAUUGAAAUCAAAAUCCAGGCCGGAGAUUAACAGCAGCAGCAAUCAUCAUCAUCACAAAAAACUCAAUGAAAUGGGAGUGAAGGACAGAGUUGGACAUGAUCAGGUAUGUUGGUCGAAUGCCCUAAAGUGGAAUGCAAGAAAUGUAAAUUUCUUAAGGUUUGGAAGACCUAAUCUUGAGAGGAUUUCAAUGGCCAUUAAAGAGUUUCGAUGGUUUGGUCAUUUGAGGAAGAAGCAGCAGAGACUUCACAGGAACAGCAAGAAGGUUCACGACAAUGCAAAAUUUGCCAGUGGAGUUUUGAAUUUAUUUCUGUGA